Rotaria sp. Silwood1 is the source of this 1745-nucleotide messenger RNA. The record is from the annotation of a GenBank genome assembly. NCBI's taxonomy places the organism in Eukaryota, Metazoa, Rotifera, Eurotatoria, Philodinida, Philodinidae.
AAUAUCAUUUAUAUUAAUAUCAUAUAUUUCCGUCACGGCUACCGGUACAAGAUCUCAAGUUAAAAAAUAUAAUAAAAAAUUAUUACCAUAUACCAUUAUUACUAAUUCAUCAUCUCAUAUAAUUGCAACAACUAAUUCAAUUGUUAAUCAAACAUUUAAUACACAUACAAUGGCUGAUCAAACAUUAUUAGCAAAAGCUCGAAAAGCUCGAUUUGAUGAUUUACCAAAUUUUUCAGGACAUCCUUCUGAGGAUGUCGAACGAUUUUUAAAAUGUAUUAAAAAUAUUACAAAAGCCAAUGCUGAAUCAGAAAAUAAAGAAAUUCUUGAAAUUGUACGUGGUAAAUUAACCCAAUCAGCAGGCUUAUGGUUUGAUAACAAUGAACAUAAUUUUAAAAAAUGGUCAGAUUUCGAAGUUCAAUUUCGAAAUCGUUAUUUUUCAACAACAAUGAUUCAUAAAAAGUUUGAUCAAUUGAAGCAACGACAACAAUUACAUAAUGAACCUGUUACUGCUUAUAUUGAUGAUGUCAUUAAUUUAUGUCGUGAAAUUGAUCUAACUAUGUCAGAUUCAAGUAUUAUUCAACAUCUGAUGAGUGGUAUUAAUCCUGAUUUUAAAAAAGAAAUUUCUCGGCAUGAAUCAUGUUUAUAUAACUUAAAUGAAUUUUUAAAAUAUGCCAAAAUUGAACAAGAUUUACAUGAUACAUUUGAUAAAUCUCAACAAUUAUCAUUCGAAUAUACACAACAAAAUGUUUUAAAUAAUUAUCGACCAUUUACUUCAGUUACAACCACAGUUAAACAACCUAGACAACAAUUUCAAUUUAUGAAACAAAACAAAUUUUUAUCACAUACAUUACCCACACAGAGCUCCGCUAUUAAUCGGAACUCGAACUAUCAACCAGCCCUUCAAUCAACAUAUGUACCUGACAAACAAAUUUAUACUAAUUCACAAGAAAAGAUAUUCACGAAUAAAUAUACUAAUCAUCCACCAGCCUCACAACAACAACAUGAUUAUUGUAAAUUGUACAAUGUCUCCACAUUUUCAAUAACUGGGUCACAUGAUGGCGGUGUUCCCAGUCAAUGUAUUCAGCCAUCAACAACAACAUCUUCUCCCGUUUAUAUCAAGAUUCGUGUUAACAAUCAACCAACUGAAGCAAUUGUUGAUACCGGUUCCGCCAUCUCAAUCAUUCAUUCAAAUUUUCUUAAAACUAUUCAUCAUGAACAUUUUAUUUAUAACAAUUAUAUAUGUCAAACAGCAAAUUCAACACCACUUAAUAUAAUCGGUCAAAUUAAAUUAGAACUCAGACUUAAAUCAACAACAACAUACGUCAUUGCUCAUGUGGCAACAAAUCUAAUUACAUCCGUAUUAUUAGGUAAUGACUGGAUUAAUUCAAAUCAUGUUCAUCUAUUUGGUGAUCAACAACAACUGACUAUUCCUGAUCAACAUGAUCAAUUAAUAUCGAUUUCAUACGUAGCACCUACAUCUAUUAACUAUCCAGCAUUAUUAAUUGAUCAAAUUACUCUUCCACCAUACUCACAAAUAUUAGUUGAUAUUUCAUGUGAAAUUAAUAAUGAUCAUAAUCUGAUAUUUGAACCAUAUUCAAACUAUGCCUCAAAAUUUAUUUUUAUACCACAUACAUUAUUAAAUAUCAACAAUCAUAAAGCUAAAAUAUUACUAAUCAAUGCUCAGAAUCAACAAACAAUAUUACCAAGAAAUACACGAAUCGGAACUCUUUCUCGUCCCUCAACUU